Molecule: messenger RNA, 1323 nt
Organism: Lichtheimia ornata
Lineage: Eukaryota; Fungi; Mucoromycota; Mucoromycetes; Mucorales; Lichtheimiaceae
Exons: 6
Coding region: 1-1323 (440 amino acids)
Molecular function (GO): protein binding
Source: RefSeq, a predicted model, not a curated record
AUGAACGCUGGUUUCUUUCAUGAUAGAACCACUCCCAACAUCUCUCUCACCACCGAUUACCAUGCCGUUUCAGGCGAUUACAGAACACAGUCGUAUAGAGAAAGCGAUGCAUCCAUGUACAGCACAUACAAUUUGCGUGAAUCGUUAGUAGACCCCAAGAAUGAACGCACUAUUGGCGUAUCUCGAGAAACCUAUAUCGAGCCACAAAUGUCAACGAUGGUUCGUACCCAUGUCACGCCACAAAGCAUUUACGGAUCACAAUACCUCGGCACACCCAACGACUUGGAGUUUUUUAAUGAUGCCAGCAGUGAGUCGUUGCACAGUGAAAUUCGUAAUCUCAGGCCGCCGACACCUGUCACCUCCCGAGUUGUUCAACAACACGCCGACUCGCCUAUCAAAAUGCAGCAUGCCUAUGUCGAGAUCCCUCAACCAUCAACGGCAGUGAUUGAACAAAAUAGCACCAACGCUGCAGUCAAUCGAUCCAGCAAACAACAUCCACAACCAUUAACACCCCUUGUUAUUCCACCUACACCCGCUCAAACAGCAUCCAUCCCAUCACCUUAUCAUGCCAACAGUAGUACCAGCCCUGCAACUCAAUCGCUUACACCUGGCACUACAGGAUCAACUCCUCGCACACCAUCCCCCAAUACGCUAUCUCCACCUCAUCCAUCGCAAUACCCUAUCACAUCACCUACAUCCCCUUGUUUCCCACCACCAUCAGCUCAUCCAGGCUUAUCAGAGAAAUUGCAAAAGAAUAGCCAACCGUCAAAAGGACGACCACAAAGUGAACCAGAAGCAUUCGUUAGCGAAGGUAUUCAAUAUCAUGAGCAAGGUCAACUUGCCAAAGCUACCGAAUGCUUCCGUCAAGCUGCUAUCAAAGACUCGCCUAUUGGUAUGUUCCUUUAUGGUGUGUCUCUACGUCAUGGUUGGGGCUGCAAACGAAAUGAACACACGGCUUUUCAAUAUCUUCAAAAAGCUGCCGAGCAUGCCGUUAUGGAUCUCAAUAGUCUUUCGAGUACCGUGAAUACAUCGGCUGUGAAGGGUGAGCUGAUCAUGGCCAUCUAUGAGCUUGGUGUCUCUUUCAGACAUGGCUGGGGUUGUCGCAAGAACAAAGAAACAGCUGUGUACUUUUUCAAGAUUGCUGCCGACCUUGGUGAUCCCGAUGCACAAAAUGAUUUGGGCCACUGCUAUUAUCACGGCACAGGUGUUAAAAAGGACCACUACAUGGCAGCCAAAUACUAUCGUCUUGCCGAUAAGCAGGGUUGUGGCAUCAUGGGCAACUCUUGGAUCUACAAGCCAAAGUAUGACAAGCCCAAAUCAUAA